AACAGCAUAAAUCCCAGCAGGGAGAAGUUGAGCUGGUUUCAUGGCUCCAGGAUGGAGGGGUUCCUGUCCACGUUUCCACCCUUCGGUGUGUACGGCAACCCGGGGUGCGCUCCACCGGCUCCGGGCAGCAGCUGGGCCAAGAGAGACUUCAUGACCCCGCAGGGCCUCAGCUAUUUGGAAAUCUGCAAGGCCCUCCUGUCCCAAGUGAGCCCCGGUUUGAAGAGAGCCAACACCAAGGAGUGCGGCGUGCAGGUGAACGCAAAGGUGGAUAAAAUCGUGCAGUGCUCUCUGGGUCCCAAAACGCUGUUCUGCGACGAACGUCCAGCUUCCUUCUCCAAGCCUCCCCACAGCCCGGAGCUGUGCACACCGGACGGCAGGGCGCAGCUCAACACGCCGCCGGUGAGCAACCUGCGCUUCCUCAGACCCGUGUCCAUCUACUCGCCGGUGUUCGACCGCAGGAUCUCCAUGAUGAAACUCGGCGAUGACUGUGGAAGCGAAGGAGAAGCCGAAGAAGUCACGAAGCAGUCCGAGUCUGAUGCUGAGACGGAGGGAAGCGGCGACGAGGAGGAGGAGGAGGUGAAGGACUUCAAGGCAGCUCUUCACCGAUCUACAAGGGGAUCCAACUUUCAGUUUCUCGAGCAGAGGUACGGCUUUUUCCACUGUAAAAAGUGUAACAUCCGGUGGGAGAGUGCUUAUGUAUGGUGCAUCUCUGGAACCAGUAAGGUGUACUACAAGCAGCUCUGCCGGAAGUGUCAGGUGGGGUUUAACCCCUACAGGGUGGAGUCCAUCCUCUGCAAGGGCUGCUCUCAGACUUGCUGUAGCUGUGAGAAGAAGCAGAGGCACAUCAACAUGAAGAGGCCUCACCGUCAGGACCUGUGCUGUCGCUGCAAAGGAAUGAAGCUGUCCUGCGAUGCCACCUACAGCUUCAAAUACAUCAUCUGAGCUUCCCUGACGCAUCCAUCGCCACAUAUAUAUCUGCUUGCAUUCGCCACGAAGGUUUGAGAUCACGUCACUAAUGUCAACAAACAUCUAGUACACAUCACCAACGGAAGCUGUCUCCAGUAACAGACGAAGAGUCAUUAUUCUCCUGCAAGAAGUUGAAUCUCUGCCUUAGUUUGUUUAUUUGAGAUGGCUUCUGAAAAUGCUGUCUCCUUCCCCUUCCAUUCAACCUGGUGCUUGACAAAACAUGAAAACUAUUUUUGUAAAGAAAGAAAUAAAGUUUAUGAAAUGUACACUGCA
Amphiprion ocellaris (clown anemonefish) is the source of this 1239-nucleotide messenger RNA. RefSeq names its product zygote arrest 1-like (gene zar1l). NCBI's taxonomy places the organism in Eukaryota, Metazoa, Chordata, Actinopteri, Pomacentridae. The coding region runs from base 52 to 942 and encodes 296 amino acids. Gene Ontology annotation, biological process: translation. Gene Ontology annotation, cellular component: cytoplasm. The transcript is spliced from 4 exons. Gene Ontology annotation, molecular function: mRNA base-pairing post-transcriptional repressor activity. The record is from RefSeq and is a predicted model, not a curated record.